CUUGGAUUUUCUGGUUUAACAAGUUACCAGGAAAACAGUGGGUGCUCCCAGGGAAACUCUGACCCUGUGACGUAAGAUGUCAUUUAAUUCAGAAUUUGGCUGAACUAUCCUGAUGGUACUGACCUCACUUGAGCACUUAGCCCUUCAUAACCCUACUGUUUCUAGCCGAAAACUCACUCUGGGUGCCAGCUCUGGGGUCCAGGCAGUAGUCUUACAUGAGGCUAGAACGGGAUUUGUGCGACGCUGAAGCCCCUUGUUGGCCACGUUACUGCCUCUUCCGUGCGUUGGGGUUGCCAAGAAUUCCCACUGGUUGUGGCUGUUCCCUGAGCUCUGGUGAGGCUGAGGUAAUUUCACACACCCGAAAUGGGACACAAAGUGGUCGUAUUCGACAUUUCUGUCGUCAGAGCCUUGUGGGAAACUCGUGUCAAGAAGCACAAAGCCUGGCAGAAGAAGGAGGCAGAAAGGCUUGAGAAAAGCGCUUUGGAAAAGAUAAAGGAAGAGUGGAAUUUCGUGGCCGAGUGCAGGAGGAAAGGCAUCCCCCAGGCUGCGUACUGCAAGAAUGGCUUCGUAGACACCAGCGUGAGGCUUCUGGAAAAGAUCGAAAGGAACUCUCUCACCAGGCAGAGUUUACUUUCCAAGGAGAGAGACAAACGGAGGAGUGCGUUUGUGUUUGAACUUUCGGGGGAGCAGUGGACGGAGCUCCCGGAUUCGUUGAAGGAGCAGACACACCUGAAAGAAUGGCACAUCAGCAAUACCCUGAUUCAAAUCAUUCCUACCUAUAUCGAGCUGUUUCAAGCGAUGAGAAUUCUGGAUCUGCCAAAAAACCAACUCUCCCAUCUUCCGGCUGAAAUUGGUUGUUUGAAGAACCUGAGAGAACUCAAUGUGAGUUUCAACCAUCUGAAGAGCAUCCCUCCGGAGCUGGGGGACUGCGAAAAUCUCGAGAAACUGGAUUGUUCCGGAAAUCUGGAAUUAACUGAGCUCCCCUUUGAAUUAAGUAACUUGAAGCAAGUGACAUUCGUAGAUAUCGCGGCCAACAAGUUUGCCAGUGUCCCGAUCUGUGUCCUGAGGAUGUCUAAUUUGCAGUGGUUGGAUAUCAGCAACAAUAGCCUGACUGACCUGCCCCAAGAUAUAGACAGGCUAGAAGAGCUGCAGACCUUUAUCUUGUAUAAGAACAAGCUGACCUACCUUCCGUAUGCCUUGCUUAACCUAAAGAAGCUGGCCUUGUUAGUCGUCAGUGGGGACCAUUUGGUGGAGCUCCCCACGGCCCUGUGUGACUCGUCCACACCUUUAAAAUUUGUAAGCCUUAUGGACAAUCCUAUUGAUAAUACCCAGUGUGAAGACGGUGUGGAAGUGAUGGAAAGUGAACAAGAUCGUCAACACUUUGAUAAAGAAUUUUUGAAAGCCUAUAUUGAAGAUCUUAAAGAAAGAGAAUCUGUUCCCAGCUAUACCACCAAAGUAUCUUUCAGCCUUCAGCUUUAAUACCAUCCAUCAGAAGACUGCAGAAUCUCCCUGUCCCGUGGAGCUAGCAAUCUUGGUGUUGUGGAAUAACGGUUUGUGCGUAAGGACAAAGUCUAGACAUCACGGUCAUAGUUAGGAAAAAUGUUUUUCAAUUUUCACAUUUAUGAAUACUUCUCUCUGGGGGCUGGAGAGUUGAUAAACGGGUUUAUAGAAGUAAUAUGUAAGGGUUCAUUUGCAUAUGCUUAUUUCUAAACAAUCCACCUUUAAUAUUUUAGAAAAUGCGUUCGUUUUAAAAAUUAUAACUCAAAGACCAAAUUAGGAAGUUGAUCGCACUGAUUUUAAGAAUCCAGGAAUAAAGAAAGGGGUUGUAAAAAGAACAUUUGUAUUGGGCUAGUCAAAUGAGAUUUUAUUUUAUUUACCUUUAUUUUUUUAUUAAAAUUUUUUUUAACGUUUUAUUUAUUUUUGAGAGACAGAGAGAGAGAGAGUGUGCAAAUGGGGGAGGGGCAGAGAGAGGAAGAGAGACACAGAAUCUGAAGCAGGCUCCAGGCUCUGAGCUGUCAGCACAGAGCCUGACAUGGGGCUCGAACACACAGGCCGUGAGAUCAUGACCUGAGCUGAAGUCGGACGCUUAACCAACUGAGCCACCCAGGCACCCCUAUUUUGAAGGAGUUUUAAUGUGUGAUUUCUUUUACUGAGGAGAGUUUUCCUUGGGCUUAUACAAACUGCUAUUUUCAUAUGUUUCAAUGAUGUUUUGUAAGUGUAGGGUCUUGGGAGAGACUUUGGAUAUAAUUUGGGCAUUGACUGUAGAAAGAAGGGCUGGAUUUUCUGUCCGUGCAUUGGGCACAAGACACUCAGAGGGUGCACUGGUGGCCCUAGCAGAGGCCGUGUGGGGCCUGGCUGGUCCUAGGAAGCCUUAUGUGGGCUGCAUGGAUGGUCCCCCUGCCCUGAGUGGGAACCUUGGGGGUCCUGGGACCCACCUUAGACCAGGGAGCAGAGGUAGUACCCUCAGGGACUCCUCUUCCAAGGUGGCUGCACAGGAUAGCAGGGAUGGCUAGUCUACCAUGGUGAGGAGCCCCUAGCAAGGCUUCCUUGCAGAUACCACAGGAGAACUCUGCCCAUGGCCAUAAUGCUGCGGUCCGCAGGGAGCUCAUGAGACUGUUUUAUGGUGGCAAAGAUGGGAUUCAUUUUAGGGCUUUGGACUCUUACAACACAUCGUAUGAUUUGGAGAAAUUGUACAAAUAUCUAUUUUUAUACCAUUGUCUUGAGCUAAAAUCAACAGGAUUGUGAGUUGAAGAUAAGCUUUAACAAGUAGCUCUCGUGACUAAGAAGGAAAAAGUGCAUAUUUCAUAUAUUUAUAUAUGAAUCAACUCCUACAUGGUCUAGUUCAGUGCUGUUAAGUAGAAUUUUCUACAGUGAUGGAAAUGUUCUAUAUCUGUGCUGUCCAAAUGUAGUGACCCCCAGAUACAUGUGCUUUUUGACCACUUGAACAAUGACUGGCAUAACUGCAGAAUUUUUAAGUAAUUUAGAAUUUUUAAUUAAAUUUAAUUUUAGAUUGCCACAGGUGGCUCCCAUAUUGAACACGCACAUCUAGCCAGUUGGGUUUUGGGGGAAGAAAUGAAGGGUGAUUUUUAUUUUCUCUUAUCAGAAGGGCUACUAUGACACCCCCCCAUAUUUUGUCUUGGUAGACUGAAUCAUAAUUCCAAGUAUUUUAUCCUCAACAGAUGCAAAACGGGCAGAGCAUUCUAGAAUCACAUGGUAAUACUUCAGCGGAGGAUUGCCUCAAGUUAGAAACAAACUCUGAGAAGUAGGUUAAGAGAUGAAGAGAGUAGGAAAAUGAGAAAUCACUUCACGUGAACGACAAACAAUUAUAUUUUUCUUUUUACCUCCUUAAAAUCGGGACUGAAAUUUAUUAAUUGAACUACUCGAAUAAGUUUGAGACUUUGUUUCAUGCCAAGGUAUAUGUUGUAGAUAGUCAAAUAGAAAAUAAAUCUUAAGGGGGGGCAAAUGGGGCUUUCAUGAACAUUGUCCAUGACUUAUGUAAAAUUUAUUUCAAUAAAACCAGUCUUUUGUGCAAAAA
This is a messenger RNA of Neofelis nebulosa (Clouded leopard), 3535 nucleotides long. RefSeq names its product leucine rich repeat containing 2 (gene LRRC2). The transcript is spliced from 9 exons. The coding region runs from base 364 to 1479 and encodes 371 amino acids. Lineage: Eukaryota; Metazoa; Chordata; Mammalia; Carnivora; Felidae. Gene Ontology annotation, molecular function: protein binding. The record is from RefSeq and is a predicted model, not a curated record.